This is a messenger RNA of Adelges cooleyi (spruce gall adelgid), 659 nucleotides long. Its product is annotated as 14 kDa phosphohistidine phosphatase-like. Bases 74 to 508 code for a protein of 144 amino acids. The record is from RefSeq and is a predicted model, not a curated record. NCBI's taxonomy places the organism in Eukaryota, Metazoa, Arthropoda, Insecta, Hemiptera, Adelgidae. Gene Ontology annotation, biological process: peptidyl-histidine dephosphorylation. The transcript has 4 exons. Gene Ontology annotation, molecular function: protein histidine phosphatase activity. Gene Ontology annotation, cellular component: cytosol.
ACAACCACCACCACAGUACAUGCGUUUUACCGGUUAAAAUAUAAUUAUUAUUGUUAUAUUAUUAGAGAAAUCUAUGAUUAUCAGAAGAUUAUUGAAAUUUACUGAUAUUUGCGGUUUGAGCUCUAUAAAGACAAUACACACGAUGUCUUCGUCUUCGACGUUGAAAAAGAUUCCAGACGUUGAACUGGACAACAGAGGCCGUUACAAGUAUAUUUUAGUAAAAGUUACCGAUCAGAAUGAUUCAGCUAACAAUUCAAAAUACGUCGUUCGAGGAGGCCGACAAUUUGAAUAUCACGCCGACAUUUAUGACAAUCUGAAGAAAUGUAUAAACCCGGUGGAGUUGAAUGUCACAACCCAAAUAUUGGGCGGCGGAUGGGUGGAACAUGGCGAAAAAUCUAUUCUAGUCGAAGGAGCAUCCGUUCAAUACGGUCCGGCUGAUCAUAACAUAUCGGUGGACGUUUUGAAAAAAGCCUAUCCGGACUUCCGGGUGACUUGCAACAUCGAAUGAAGAGUACAGCUCUAUACAAAAGCGAAUAGAUCAAUUAUUUCACUGAUACAUUCGUGUACAAUCUAAUUUUACUUUAAACCCGCCUACAAUAUCGGUUUUCAUUUGGUUUGUCAGCAAUAAAAUAUUUCUCAAUAAAAAUGUACACAAUAUA